Molecule: messenger RNA, 663 nt
Organism: Dentiscutata erythropus
Lineage: Eukaryota; Fungi; Glomeromycota; Glomeromycetes; Diversisporales; Gigasporaceae
Source: the annotation of a GenBank genome assembly
GCGUUGCUUUCAUAUGUGGUAUCACAAGAUCCUCUAUAUGAUCCUUUAAUUCACUCUACGUCUAGAGUUAAACCUAAAAACUCCAUGGCUUGUAGUCACUGUAAAAAGUCUAAAGCUAAAUGCAGCUACUUGGGCAAUAAUCCAUGUAAACGAUGUGUUGAAAGAGGACUCGAAUGCACUUUCUAUCCACAAAAAAGAAGAGGCCCCAAGCCCGGUAAAAAAACUAAAUCGGAUACGUCAAACUUGGCAGUUUUUCAAAAAUUGAAUCAAGACUAUACACGAAAGGCCCAUAAACUCGGAUUUGAUAUACAUAGAAUUGUUGCGUCCCCAAAUAAUUCUGAUGUAGCAAUUCCAAAUUAUAAUACAAUAUUGCCCAUUGAAGAAAAUUUAAUUAUGGCUUUAAAUAGUUCAUCAACUUGGGAAGAUAAUAAUAACCAAUGUUUCUUUACGAACAACGGAACUGAAGCUGAAACUGACCCUAUGUCAACGUUACCUUACCCAAAUCAUAUCCAACUUAUUAGUCACUCCUUUCCCUUUACUUAUUCUGCUCCCUUCCAACGGUCACGAAAUAAUACUGAUGAUAUGUACUUUAUUUCGUCUUCCUCAAAAGUUGCGCAAAUCUCGGGCACAAAUCAUCAAAGACGCAAGUCAAAAAAUCAAUAA